GGGGGGUGGGGGUUUCGGAGCCUGUCCACCCCUCCUCCCCCGUGCUCUCGCUCGUUUUAGUCCAUUGUUGUGAAGCGACAGCGGUGAGUUGUGAGUUCGACUGGCAACAGAACACUGCCACGAAUCCUGAGACUUGCAAACUGAGACUUUGCCGGGCUGAUUUUAAAACGCACUUAGCUCAUUUGCUGUGGCAAACCAUUCAGGAGCUGCUUGCGAUCAAGAGAACGGAAUCGUAGACUGUGCGUGUGAACGUUAGGUCUCACAGUUUAGCUCUUAGGUUCCCCAUUCAUAGUCUCAGAGGCGCUUUGGAGAGACGCUAAGGUCGCACUACAUCGGGCGACUUCUGUUCCACUUGGGCUAGUUUUAAACUCUCGUGGAAAACAUUGUCUGUAGGUUCAAUGGACUAGAAACAUCUAAACAUUUUUUUCUGGAGAUCUUUUUCUCCAUGUGGAUUAAGACGCUUUUUGUUUUUGCUUCGUGAACGCUCGAGUAAACAGCGCUUUAUCCGGCGUCAAGAGUCUAAUCAAGUGAGGAGUUGGACUUUGCGCACUGUAUCAAGGAUCAGUUCAAUCUGGCGUCCGUGGACAGUAAAGUCUUCAAUAUUGUUUUCUUAUUAAUGGAUCUAUAUGUUUGCUCUGAAGUGAACAAAAAAGAACUGCACAAAGACUUGGAAAUAAAACAGAACCUUGGACCAAUGGUCAUUUCUAGCAGAGGACACUAAUCUACAAAUUUCCCAAGGAUUAUUACAGCACCGAACGGAAAUACGGUGAUCGGGGUUGUGAGGCACUAGGGGUUGCCAAUGCCUGGCACCAGCUGCUGAGGCUUCCUCAGGCCAGCUCUGACCUCUUUAGAAAAUACAAGCACAAGAAGACCCAUCCAGUCUGCAAGAUGACUCAUCUCCACACGGUCCUUAUACUGAUGCUCUGUGUGGCGGACUGCACCUGGGGAAGGGCUGUCGUCACAUCAGAGGAACUUCAAGCCAAAGAGAAUAGAGUGCAUCGUCCUCCUCUCGUCCCGGGGUUUCCAGAGAACACCACGGCAGUGGUCGGGGGCAAUGUGAAGCUGGUGUGUAAGGUCCACAAGACUGCCUCCACUCAGAUCCAGUGGCUCAAGAAGGACGGCAGCCUCCUGGGAGCCGACGGCCAGCCCCAUCUGAGCGCUUUAACGCCUCUUGAGGGUAACAUAUCCAAGGUGAAUGUCCUGUCUCUCAACAAUGUGUCUCUGGAGAGCACAGGGGAGUAUGUGUGCAAGGCAGAGACUUCCUCUUGGCAGUACAUGCAAUCAGCCUGGCUCGAGGUCUACCCAGAGGAACUGCUGUCUCAUUCUCUGAUGCCAAACACCCCUCCGGAAAUGGCAGAGGAUGUGCCACAGGACCAGCUGGACCUGUCCGAGCACCUGUUGAUGGAGCCAGGCGACGUGCUGAAGCUGCGCUGUGACGCCGGGCGCCGGGGGUCGGUGCUCUGGUACAAGGGUGACGCCCGCGUGCAACACAGCACCCGCAUCCACAUCCGCGCCGGCGUCAUGGAGAUCAUCGACAUCUCCUUCGAGGACUCGGGCGUGUACGUGUGCGUGCUGCGAGGCUCGCGGGAGAUGCUGCGCAACCUCACCAUCACAGUAGCAGACUCAAUGGGCUCUGGAGAUGAUGAUGAGGACAACGGCUUGGACGACAUGUUGACGGAGUCGGAGAAUGACCAGGUGUACUUCAGCAGAGGACCCUACUGGACACUCACACAGCGCAUGGAGAAGAAGCUCUAUGCCGUGCCGGCCGGCAACACGGUGAAGUUCCGUUGCCCCGCCAUGGGCAGCCCCUUACCCACCAUCCGCUGGCUGAAGAAUGGGCGCGAGUUCCGGGGCGAGCACCGCAUCGGGGGCAUCAAGCUUCGACACCAGCACUGGAGCCUGGUGAUGGAGAGUGUGGUUCCGUCGGAUCGGGGCAACUACACGUGUGUCGUGGAGAACAAGUUCGGCUCCAUCACCCACAGCUACCUUCUUGAUGUGCUCGAGCGCUCCCCACAUCGGCCCAUCCUGCAGGCUGGCCUGCCCGCCAACACCACCGCUGUGGUGGGGGGAGAUGCCCAGUUCCUGUGUAAGGUGUACAGUGAUGCCCAGCCCCACAUCCAGUGGCUGAAGCACAUCGAGAAGAACGGCAGCCGAUACGGCCCAGAUGGCAUCCCUUACGUCCAAGUCUUAAAGACUGGGAGUUUGAACAUGUCAGAGGUGGAGGUCCUGUAUCUGACCAACAUAACUAUGGAGGAUGCAGGAGAGUACACUUGCUUAGCUGGCAACUCCAUCGGAUUCUCCUACCAGUCCGCGUGGCUUAUUGUCCUCUCUGAGGAGGAGGGGGCCGAUGAAGUGGAGAAAAUGGAGACCAAGUACACGGACAUCAUCAUCUACGCGUCCGGCGUCAUGGCCCUGGUCAUGGCCAUCAUUAUUGUCAUUCUCUGCCGUAUGCAGGUCCAUCCUAGCAGAGAACCGUUCGAUGUUCUACCUGUUCAGAAGCUCUCUAAGUUCCCUCUGCGUAGACAGUACUCUGUGGAGUCCAACUCAUCGGGCAAGUCCAGUGCGUCUCUGAUGAGAGUGGCCAGACUGUCCUCCAGUUGUUCCCCGAUGCUGGCUGGAGUGAUGGAGUUUGAGCUUCCCUAUGACCCUGACUGGGAGUUCCUCAGAGAGAACUUGACCUUGGGAAAACCACUGGGCGAAGGUUGCUUUGGUCAGGUGGUGAGGGCAGACGCGUUCGGCAUCAAUAAAGACCACACAGAGCAAGUGUCCACAGUGGCGGUCAAGAUGCUGAAAGAUGAUGCCACUGAUAAAGACCUGGCAGACCUGAUCUCAGAGAUGGAGCUGAUGAAGGGGAUGGGCAAACACAAGAACAUCAUCAACCUUCUAGGAGUCUGCACACAAGAUGGCCCACUGUACGUCCUGGUGGAGUAUGCUUCAAAGGGGAGUCUCAGGGAAUACCUGCGGGCUCGGCGCCCGCCUGGGAUGGACUACACCUUCGACGUGACUAAAGUCCCCGAGGAGCAGCUCACGUUCAAGGACCUGCUCUCUUGUGCCUACCAGGUGGCUCGUGGCAUGGAGUAUCUGGCCUCCAACAGGUGCAUCCACAGGGACUUGGCCGCAAGGAACGUCUUGGUGACCGAAGACAAUGUCAUGAAAAUUGCUGACUUCGGCCUGGCUCGCGGAGUCCACCAGAUCGACUACUACAAGAAAACAACCAACGGACGACUGCCAGUGAAGUGGAUGGCGCCAGAGGCCUUGUUUGACAGAGUCUACACACACCAGAGUGAUGUCUGGUCUUUUGGAGUCUUGAUGUGGGAGAUCUUCACUCUGGGUGGCUCGCCGUAUCCCGGGAUUCCCGUGGAGGAACUCUUCAAACUUUUGAAGGAAGGCCAUCGCAUGGACAAGCCCUCCAACUGCACGCAUGAGCUGUACAUGAAGAUGAGAGAGUGCUGGCAUGCCGUACCCACACAGAGACCCACCUUCAAACAGCUGGUAGAGGAGCUGGAUCGACUUCUACUCUCCAUUUCAGAUGAGUACUUGGACUUGUCCACCCCAUUCGAGCAGUACUCCCCAUCGUGUGAGGACACCUCCAGCUCUUUCUCGGACAAUGAUUCGGUUUUUACCCAUGAUGCCAUUUCCACCGACCCCUGCCUCUUGGGUUAUCCCAUCGUUCGAUCUCGGAGAGACUUAUAGGCAGCGGCACGGCACAGCUUGACCUCGGCGUUGGACUUUCGUUGGCACUAGCCGCUCGGACGGGACACGAUGUUGCCUUGAACACGCGUUUGCAGGAGAAGAAGCAGUACUCACAGGUUGAGACCCCUCGCUCACAGCCCAAGAACAUUAUUGCGAUGCUUGGCACUGCAGGAAAAAAAAAAACAACAAUCAAAUGAAAAUGGCUGCUUCAAACAAACAGGUUUUAAUUUCUUUUCAGCCCAGGAGCCUCCAUGGAGAUGCUGAUCGGAGAUCAGCGUGUAAGAACUCCCCUGAAGUAUCUGAACAGUAUUGAAAACUGGAGUGUUUUACAAAUUAAGAAAAGAACAUUUAUUUUGAUAUUAAAGAGAAAAUGAUAGCAUUGUUAAAUAUAAAUCUCUCUCUAUAUAAAAUUAUUUUACAUUUUUUGCUAUUUAAAGAAAAAAACAGCUGUCUUAAAUCUCAGGAAAUCAUGUGUUAAUUUGCUGUGGUGACAGCAAUACAGUGCCUGAUUUUUUAGAUUUCCUGUAAAUAUAUUAAAAUAUUAUAUGUACAUAUCUCACAAAAAAAAGACAAUUACUUUUAUAACUUAUUCUAAAUGAUAUGAAGUGAAGGUCUUGCGCUGGUGAAGACAAAAGAGGUCAUUCUGCUUUGAGGUGACAAAAGAAGUCCAUGAAACACAAUUUAUUUUUUUAAAGAUUCACUGUUGUAUGCCACUCACACCAUUGUACGCAUCGCCUGAGCCAAACCCGCCCGGACCAUAUCUGUCUUGAUGGUCUCUCAUGCCAGUCCAUCUCCAGGAGUGGACAAGUGGCUGCCAAAUGCAAAACAAUAGACUGGCCUCGCGGAGUGUAACACAGUUCAGCACAUUGGACAUAUCUCGGGAGACAAGCAAAGCUUCUACUGUCAGCACUGUCAAAAAAAGAAAGAAAAGGGACUCAGAGUGAAUGUGGUGGAAACCAUUAGAAGGGGUGGGGUGGGGGGGGG
This is a messenger RNA of Clupea harengus (Atlantic herring), 4677 nucleotides long. RefSeq names its product fibroblast growth factor receptor 4 (gene fgfr4). Gene Ontology annotation, molecular function: fibroblast growth factor binding; ATP binding; fibroblast growth factor receptor activity. The record is from RefSeq and is a predicted model, not a curated record. Gene Ontology annotation, cellular component: plasma membrane; signaling receptor complex. Lineage: Eukaryota; Metazoa; Chordata; Actinopteri; Clupeiformes; Clupeidae. Gene Ontology annotation, biological process: regulation of bile acid biosynthetic process; positive regulation of ERK1 and ERK2 cascade; cell surface receptor protein tyrosine kinase signaling pathway.